Molecule: messenger RNA, 4272 nt
Organism: Rhododendron vialii
Lineage: Eukaryota; Viridiplantae; Streptophyta; Magnoliopsida; Ericales; Ericaceae
Product: DExH-box ATP-dependent RNA helicase DExH6
Exons: 14
Coding region: 194-3814 (1206 amino acids)
Cellular component (GO): intracellular anatomical structure
Molecular function (GO): ATP binding; RNA binding
Source: RefSeq, a predicted model, not a curated record
ACUGGCCGCGAAUAUUACCAACAGCUGUGAAAUAGGGCAAACACCAGAGUCGGCUCGGCUAUAAGGAAACGCCGAAACGGACCUGGGACAGAAACUGCGGUCUCUCUCUCUCUCUCUCUCUCUCUCCAGUUGCAGAGAGCAACAUACUACUAGAUUCGAAUCUCCCAAGUCCCUGGACAGUUCCGUGCAUCAAAUGAUGGCAAAACCUCCGACGGCGUCCUCAUCUUCAGCGAAGAAGAAAAGACAAAAGAAAGGGAAAGGAGGAAAACCAGAAAAAAUCCCUGAAGCUUCUCGGAUUCGAAUAUCCCAAAUCCUCGCACAGUUCCGUGCAUCAGACGAUGUUGUGUACUCUUUCGAAGCCAACCUUUCAAAUCCGGAACGUGCUGCGGUGCACCUUUUAUGCCUGAAAAUGGGUAUGAAGUCUAAAAGUACGGGGCUUGGGAAUCAGCGGAGAGUUACUGUUUACAAAACUAAAGGGAAAGCAGACACAGGCCAGGGGAAGGAAAAUCUCACUCCUUUCGCAUUUUCAAAAGAGGCAAAAGAGGUUUUACAGGACUUAUUUACUCAAUACCCUCCGGAUGAUCGAGAUUUGGGCGAGGAAAUUGGGGGGAAACAUAGUGAAACAGCCAAAAGAGUACGAGAAAACACAGAUGACUUUUUUUGCAAACCAUCAAUGGACAAAGCCGAAAUUGCAAAAAGGCUGAAAUCGCUUGCUUCAAGGGUAGAAAACUCCCCAGACUUGAGACAGAUUAGUGAAAAGAGGGCUAAGCUUCCAAUUGCGUCUUUCAAAGAUGUGAUUACAUCAACUGUAGAAUCAAAUCAGGUAGUACUUAUAUCUGGUGAGACUGGAUGCGGAAAAACCACACAGGUUCCACAGUUUCUCUGGGAUGAUAUGUGGGGAAAAGGCGAGUCUUGUAAAAUUGUCUGCACGCAACCACGACGGAUCUCAGCAACAUCAGUUGCUGAGAGAAUCUCCUGUGAAAGAGGCGAAAACAUUGGAGAUAGUGUGGGAUACAAGAUUCGUUUGGAGACAAAAGGUGGGAGGCACUCAUCUGUAAUCUUUUGCACUAAUGGGGUUCUGUUGAGGGUGCUGGUUUCUAAAGGCACUGGAAGGUUGAAAGCUGCAUCUCCAAAAGUACCAGAAAAGGAUGCUGUUUCUGACAUAACUCACAUUAUUGUGGAUGAAAUUCAUGAAAGGGACCGCUACUCAGAUUUCUUGUUAGCAAUUCUCAGAGACAUGCUUCCUUCAUAUCCUCGGCUGCGUCUGGUAUUAAUGAGUGCUACACUUGACGCUGAACGGUUUUCACAAUAUUUUGGUGGCUCCCCAAUCAUCCGAGUCCCUGGAUUCACUUAUCCUGUCCAAUCUUUCUACUUGGAGGAUGUUCUUACGCUUGUGAAAGGGGCAAAAAAAAAUCAUCUCAAUUGUACUUCAGAAGCUGCCACAGCUGAGCAGUUUGAGUUAACAGAGGAAUACAGAAUGGCUCUUGAUGAGGCUAUUAAUUUAGCAUGGUCAAAUGAUGAGUUUGAAACCCUCCUAGAUUUUCUUUCUUCCGAGGCAAACCCUAAACUUCUUAAUUACCAGCAUUCCUCAAGUGGGAUAACGCCUUUAAUGGUGUUUGCGGGAAAGGGCAGAGUGGGAGAUGUUUGCAUGCUCCUGUCUUUUGGUGCAGACUGCCAUUUAAGAGCGAGUGAUGGAUCUACUGCCCUAGAUUUGGCUGAAAGGGAGAAUCAGGGAGAGACAGCUGCUUUUAUUAAAACCCACAUGGGAAAAGCACCCUCCAACUCUGGCGAAGAACAAGAAUUACUGGAUAAAUAUCUAUCCACUGUCAAUCCUGAGCAUGUUGAUGUUGUCCUUAUAGAGCAGUUAUUGAGGAAGAUUUGUAUCGAUUCAACGGAUGGUGCUAUCCUUGUUUUCCUUCCUGGGUGGGAGGACAUGAAUAAAACGAGGGAGAGAUUAAGUGCUAGUUCCUUUUUCAGCGACUCUUCCAAGUAUGUGAUCAUAUCUCUUCACUCCAUGGUCCCACCUGUAGAGCAAAGGAAGGUUUUCAGAAAGCCUCCUCCGGGAUGCCGAAAAAUUGUUCUUUCAACUAACAUUGCUGAGAGUUCUAUCACUAUCGAUGAUGUUGUUUAUGUUAUAGACAGUGGGCGGAUGAAAGAAAAAAGUUACGAUCCUUACCAAAAUGUAUCUACUCUUCAGUCGUCUUGGGUUUCAAAAGCAAGUGCAAAGCAACGUGAGGGACGUGCUGGACGCUGCCAGCCUGGAAUCUGUUAUCACCUUUAUUCGAAACUUCGAGCUGCUUCGUUGCCUGAUUUCCAAGUACCUGAAAUUAGGAGGAUCCCAAUUGAGGAACUUUGUUUGCAGGCGAAGCUCCUCAAUCCAAGUAUCAAAAUAGAGGAUUUUCUGUGCAAAACAUUGGACCCUCCAGUUUUUGAAACUAUACGUAAUGCAAUUAUAGUACUUCAAGAUAUAGGGGCCUUGUCAGUUGAUGAAACACUGACCGACCUUGGGAAGAAGCUUGGUUGUCUACCGGUUCAUCCAGUAACUAGCAAGAUGAUUUUCUUUGCCAUAUUAUUGAACUGCCUUGAUCCAGCCUUAACUUUGGCCUGUGCCUCCGACUAUAGAGACCCAUUCACCAUUCCCAUGUUCCCAAAUGAAAAAAAGAAAGCUGCAGCUGCUAGAUCUGAGCUGGCUUCAUUGUUUGGUGGAAAUAGCGACCAACUAGCAGUAGUAGCUGCAUUUGAGUGCUGGAGGAAUGCCAAGAGUAAAGGCCAAGAAUCACGGUUUUGCUCCGAGUACUUUGUGUCCUCAAGCACUAUGUACAUGCUGUUUGGAAUGCGUAAACAACUUCAAGCUGAAUUACAACGCCAAGGGUUCCUUCCCAAAGAUUUAUCAAGUUGUAACAUAAAUUCACGCGAUCCAGGUAUACUCUACGCAGUUCUCGUUUCUGGUCUCUAUCCAAUGGUGGGGAGAUUGCUUCCACCUCGGCAAAAUGGUCAACGGCCUGUUGUAGAGACUGCUGCUGGUGACAAAGUACGGUUGCAUCCUAAAUCCUCUAACUUCAAAGUAUCAAGUAAGAAAUCUAGUGAUCGCCCUUUGAUUAUAUAUGACGAGAUAACACGUGGGGAUGGAGGUUUACACAUUUUUAACUCCACUGUUAUUGGACCACUCCCGCUGUUAUUGUUGGCAACUGAGAUUGUAGUGGCUCCUGUUAAUGAUAUCGAUGAAGAUGCCGGUGAGAGUGAUUUCGAAGAUGAUGAAGAAGAUGAAAGCGAUGAAGAUAAAACGGAAGUGCAUAAUAAAUCAGGUGCACAACGUGGAGAUAAGAUUAUGUCUUCUCCUGAUAAUGCAGUAAAGGUGGUUGUUGACCGGUGGCUUUCUUUCAAGUCAACUGCCCUUGAUGUUGCUCAAGUAUACUGCCUCAGAGAAAGGAUUUCUGCAGCGAUCCUUUACAAAGUUACAUAUCCGUGGAAAGUUCCUCCUCAACUUCUUGGAGCCUCUAUGCAUGCGACAGCCCAGAUCCUAUCUCGUGACGGCCUGUCAGGGAUCUCAUUGAAAGCAGAACGUGUGGACCCACUGAAUUCAAUGUCGAAUGCUACUGCAAUUGACCAAUCAACACCUGGGAGGUGGAAAACGUUGGGUCAGAGUUCAAAUGGUUAUCUUAGAUCUCUUAUUUACAGCCAAACACACCAGGACUCCCCUAAUCAUCAGAAAUCUGUGCAAGUUGCUUCAGGAUUCGUAAAUCCAAAUCAGAGGUCUGCACCGACAAUUGCUCCUAGGUUACGUAAGCUGAAGAAUGGUAAUUGGUCUCGAUAAUGGUCGUAUUUAUAAGGGACUAUUUACGGAACGGCAAUUUAUAGAUGUCGGUCCUGAUUAGAUGGGAGAUGGGCCUUGUCAUUGAAAAAGUCAGCUGUGGUAAAGGGCAUCUCCAUUCUAGGUUUUCCCUAUUGAAAUAGAGGGUAAGCAGAGAAGACGGGGAUAUAUUGCUUUCUGCUUAGCAUAUGUAUCUGUUUGAUUGGCCAAUGGAUACAUGGCAUGAGUUCAUAUGCAUGCACGUGUUCAAUAUGUUUUGGAUCUAGAUACACAAGUACAUGCUUGUAUUUGUAUAUCUCUACCAUAUGAAGUUUCAAAGUACACGAGUCCACUUAUAUUCAUAUUUAAGUCGAUUCUGUGGUUCGACUUUGCUAGCCAUUUCUGCUGCAAAGGGUAGUAAUUCUUUGCUUAAGGAGGUUAUUCAAAUUCCAAAUGCAGAUGGUCUGUUUUUAAGUUUGAAA